Molecule: messenger RNA, 1374 nt
Organism: Coprinopsis cinerea okayama7#130
Lineage: Eukaryota; Fungi; Basidiomycota; Agaricomycetes; Agaricales; Psathyrellaceae
Exons: 9
Coding region: 1-1374 (457 amino acids)
Source: RefSeq, a predicted model, not a curated record
AUGUUCGCUCUUCUAGCUACUCUACGUGCUGCCCUCCUCGUCGCUUUCAUCGCAGUUGGAUGCGUCCAGGCUUUACCACAGUCUUCUGCGCCUCCCAGUCCUGAGCUGUUGGAGGUCAGUCGGAACCCUGAACUGCUGAUUCAUGCGGCCGAAAUUGGGGAGUUUACGGUCGUACCUGGUCCUGGUCUACCCUCGCUCGAGUCCCUCAACCUUACCUCCCGCGAUCUUGUCGUUCGUGCGCUUGACCGUAUCGAGCGACACAAGGAAGCCCAAGAGGACAACGAGAGAUUGGGCUCCCUCACGAAGCGGUACACUCCGACGUGUAGCUGGGGACAAUACAUCAGCUAUGCCAACGCCUUGGUAUGCUUUGAGUAUUUGCACUCGAUCGGGGGUGUGACCUGCGCGGUACCUUCCUCCGGAUCGAGGUUCUGUCACACGGUUAGUGGGACCGACGAUGUUGCCUGGCACGGGCGGGUGAACGGCGUAUCUUACGCCCAAUCGAGCUGCGCGCAUGUUGCGGAUGGUGGUAUUUGGGUGCUCAAUAACUGCAUUUCAAGCGCAUUUCCUUUUAUUGCGGUGCUCAAUGAAGGUACCAACGCCGCUUGGGGCAACGAAAACCUCAUCGUUGAGGUUCUGCGAUUCCAUCGGUUUUUGACGUCUAUCCAAAAGCCCACAUCUAAGGUGAUGGUUAGAUCAGAAGACAUGGACACGAGGGCUCUCGAAAGCGGCAGGCUUGCCCUGCGUGAUGGGAAAAUCCGCGUGCCGUCUCAGACGCGUCUCUCCUGUCAGGACCCACCACGACGACCAAGCCUUAUGAAAUCCGCGAAAACAAACCACUCAAGAAAAGCGGACGAUGAGUCGUCCUUGAGCUAUAUUCCAUGCAAAGACUGUCGCGCCGCGAUAAUAAGAAAGGAUAUGUUGACAUGCCACUCGCCGGGCCUUCCUGGGUCCGCGACUUGGAGGCCACUCCCGGCGAAUUACCUCGAUUAUAAUGGGCAUUUCCUCUAUGGGUUCCCUGUGACGGUGGAGAAGAUGGAAAAGGUCGGAAUGCGGCUGGGGCUUCCAGUGGGCUAUGGCGUUGUGACUGACGCUGGGAAAGUGGCGUGGAGGCUGGAGGAAAUGACAAUGUGGAAACACGCGAUCUGCUUCUCCUCAGCAAGGCCGAACGCCAAGUGCGUGGAAGAGGGCAUGACCUUCCGCUCGGACAUAUACGAUGUGGAUGCAGUGUACCUUCUCGUUCUUGGGUGUAGCUCCUCUGCGCGGCUUUACCACCGACGACCGACACCUGAACAGAUGGAGGUCCUGGAAAAGUACCUUGGAGAGGUCCAGAUCAGCGUUCCUAGCACAGGGUCUCAUCGAAAGGCGGUGGCAUGA